AUGCGCCCACCGGAGACUCUCUCAUCUGGAUUGCAUAUCGUAACUCCAGAUUCGACCAUCGAUUCCGCUCAAGCCAUUUUUCUACGAUGGGGUCCAACAAUCACAUGGUGCUGGACGACUUGGCACGACCCACGUAUUAUGGAUGCUGAGGUGAUAGACUAUGUGGUCAGCAAAUGUUUGCGCUUGAUACCUGGAGACUUCCUCACGUUGCGAUGUGCGAAGACUGCUAGCUGGUUGCAUCAGAUCCCAGAUGAUCGUAAUGCGGACGAGUUUGUCAUUGAGGCUGCGGACCCCCGGCGUUGGGAUGAGACCCUCAUCUUCACAAUAGCGCGUAUUCCCCUGGCCGCGGCCAUUGCAAUCACACGAUUGAUCCAUCACAUCAUGUCUGCCCUGACCGCAGCGACAAGCGCAACUCCGUGUGUCGGAUUGCAGGACAUCACACUUAAGGCCUGCUGGGCAGCGACACAACUGUUGCAUGCUUUCGAGAACAACUCGGAGGAGCACGACGUGGUCACCAGUCUGUCUGAUAGCUUAUGCAGACUUUUCAUCAUCAUGCGCCAAGAUGAAGUUGAUUUCAUAGUCAGAGACCUUGUCAUCGAGGGUAUAUCAUUCAUUCGCGCCGAUAUUCUACGACAGGUCAUGAAGGACGUUUUGUCCGACACGAGGCUCAAGUUCGCGGAGAUAUGGGAAGAGAGUAAGGGCUCAGGAGGUCUCACUUAUACCUUGUUGUUAACCAUCUGUGGCAGAUCUGUCGGCUAUCAGUCUACUGUCGUGGAUUGGCUCAAUCAUGAAGCUUCAGAUUCACUUGGUUCGCGCACCCUUGGUGAUUCGUUACUUGUAACUUUGGCUACGUAUGAGAUAUCCGAUCUGUCAUCGGAUGACACUGUCUGGGACGACAGCGCCAUCUGGCAGAUUGCGACUGCACGUAGUUCCAUGAACCUGGCGACGGCUGCUGCAUUUGCUACAUAUCUAUCUGUCAGCAUUCGGAGACAGACUUGUGACGAUCUUAUGCAUGCCGAGGCAUACAACUACUUGCGCGACGUGCUUCUUUUAGUUCUGAAACACCAGUUCCUUGCUGCUGAAGAGUCGAUCGCCGUGCUUGUAACUCUCCGACUUGGACAGAUUACGAGGGGACUCUGCUCGGAGCUGCAGGAAGAUGACUUGGCACUCGAAGAAAAUAUCUCGUAUCAAAUCAUUUAUGACGGUCUUGCAUUCUGGCCACGCCUGGUUUUGACGGCUGGACCAAGAUUUUUGACAUGGGAUUCUGUAGGAGGUGUGGUGACAUCGUUGUUGGGCCUCGCUGUAAGUGCGGAGGCACAGCAGUUGUUAAGUGGGACCAGGGAGAGAAGCAAUCCCAAGACAGAUGGUCUCGGACAGCCGUCUACGUCGGCGAAUGCGGCCGCAGGCAUAUUGCCCAACCCCAAUGGGUCAGAACUAGCUAAAGUAUACGGCUCCAUCCUCCAACCCAAGGAAACACUGUCCUCUUACCACUGCGCCCUAUGUUCCACGUCGUUCCCGCCGGAUGCUACAAUAUAUCCCGAUCCAGCGAACUCGUCAUCCGAGGGAGGAGCAAAUCCGCGGUUUCUAUGCCGGUCCUGCUUCACGGAGAAUGGUGGAUCGAAGGGCCCAUGCGCAAGUUGCGGUAGGCCUGUCCUUAUUCUUAAGACCGAGGGGGGGGACAUUGGUGAUAAACCCAUGGUAGACCUGUUGGGUCGACCGAGUUGUGCAGAAUGUUUCGAGACCUGUCUGACGAGGUCCACCAAGGAAAGCCCUCAUAGGCCGGGCGACUUGGAGAGGAGCAACCUCGGAGGCACAAGGCGUACUGACCGGGAGCGGGAAGGUAGCCCAGCAUUGGAGGAACUGGAGCAGAGAUUGGGCAUUGUUCGGAGUCGCGAAGGUACUCCGGCCAAGGACGAUGAGCGGACAGGGAGAUCUAACAUUGGCACGAAGCACUCGAAUUUGACCCCAACAACUAAUCGCAGUCCGGCAACACGCUACACGCCUCGAGCAGCAGACGUUAGUCCGAUCGCGGAACGUCUUGCAGCUCGUGCGCGGACCGAUUCGUUUACACCUUUGACCAUCUCUCCUAUCACACAUGUCACGGGCGAUGGUACCUCGACAAUUCGUCCCUUGCGUAGGUUUCAGAGUCCAGAAUCAGACUCAACGGACGACGAUGCGGACAGUCUUUUGGCCUCGCGACACAACCUCAGGUACAGAAGCCCUGAGCCUGCAACGUCAGUAUCAGAUGGUAGUCCUGUUCCCCGUCGCACAUACAAUAGGUUCAAGAGUCCCGAGCCCGACCUACACGGCACCAGUCCUGCGUCUAGAAUAGGAGGGAGCCCACGUUACGGGAGUCCUGUAGGCUCGAAGCAGCCCACUGAAGAGGCCAUCGAAGAGAUGAAGCAGAGGUUCCUGAGGCAGGCUUCCCCUGCUCCUGCUUCUAGCUCGCGAAAACUGAUUCUCCUGGUCCAGCGUUUCGAACAGCCAGACUACACACUGCGCCGUGACCGUACUGGUGACGCCGAAGUAGAGUCCCUUUUGGGUGGACAGGCUCCUAUGCCCCUGGAGGACCUCAUUGACCUGAGUACAGAUGGCUUGGACAACGGCGAGCUCCCUCGCUCGGAGUCGACUGGACCCAUGACGGAAAUCCCGCUGCAGUCGCACAGUCUCUCUACGCGUUCAGGGCGAGAAGGACUGAAUAUCAGGACCAGCAUAUCAGCGUCAUCUUUCAACGCAAACUUCGAGCGAUCGGUACCAUCUACGCCAGACUUAGCGGGUGACCUUUCCGACACGACUUCGAACUCACAAUCCAGCGCGCCAUCGACACCACCAUCCAUCAGUCCUCCGAGCAGACGGACUUCAAAUGACAUAUUCCAUACUGGUGGCAUUUUGAGCCAUACUACAGGCGGGAGUGAAGGAGUCCGUCGUAAGAUGGAAUUGCCGUCUGUCACCCCGACGCCGAAAUCGAAGACGCACACACGAACGCUAGGCAUGUCGUCCCCAACCCCACUCUCACCAAAUGCGCGUUGUACGAAAUGCAAGCUUCCUCUUUUCACAACCAAGCACGGAGGGAAGUUUGUUACCGUGCCGGAGGAACCCUCAAGCAGCGGCGUACCGCCCAAGACGUACCACACGUCAUGUUUCAGGUGUAAAGUUUGUGACGGCUUAUUCGAAGAACGCGAGGGCGGCCAUGCAGUCUUUGCAAGAGGGCAAGAAGGCGCAUGUCAUGUUGAGUGCGCUCCGCCGGAGAAGGUUACAGUCUACACCAAGCCUCCUGUAGCUUCGAAGCUCCCGGUUUCAUCGACAAAGCCGGCGAUGGCGCCGAGAGCGAGCAAUAACACUCCAUACGCUACGACGCCCUCUUCUAGUCGAUACGAGCGCCCUCCUCCGACUGCACCUCCCACAAGUGCCGGUUUUACCUUCCCUCGCUUCGGUGGUUCAACAUCCUGUCCUGGUUGCAACAAGGCUGUUGCUGUCAUGGAGAGAGGGGUUGUGCAAGGGCCGCAAGGCACAAAGUGGCACGGGACAUGCCUUCUAUGCGGCGGGAAGGAUGCCAAGGGACGGAGGAAAGAAGCAGGCAAGCCUGGCUGCGGCAAGAAAUUGGACAGCGCUGCGAAGACGGAUAUGGACGGGCGGGUUUGGUGCCGGGAGUGUCUGGUAGAUAUCCAUUCAUCUACCACUUACAGGAUUCCGCAUCUGACAUUGAACCCGCAGCUUCUAUUACCAGCCGAGAUGCGCAACUCACCCUCUCCAGUCCGCGGACCACUCGUCGCUUCACAUACAGGAGGCCGUGGCAUCGCCCCACAGCACACCGGCACGACCACAAUAGCGCGCCAAUUCACAGGGAUUGGAAGCGGUUCGGACGCAUCGCUUAUGCGACAGCUCACCGGGGGCGGUCUGAGCCCUACGAGACAAUUGUCGUCUAGUCCGACGAAACUGCAUGAUGGCCCGAGACCUGGGCGCACGUAUCCCCGGCCCAAAUCUGUGAUCGGGAUGCGUAGUACGAAGAGCGAUGGUGAGGGGAGGGACGAUACAGAAGACGAGGGCUUCGAUGUAAUCGCCGCGCGAUCAACCCCGCGGCAUUAUAUGCGAGCAAUCGAGAAGGAAGGCCAUGACAACAUAAUUUGGCCUGCAAGGUGGGUGUCAUACAAGACUGAAUUCGGCCUGCAAAUGGGAAAGCGUGUGCGCGGGUUUGAGGCGGUUCGCGGGUUCGAUGAAUGGGCUGCAGGGAAUGGAGAGGUCACCGGGCGAUCCAAGAAGAGAGGUGGCGUUGAGCGACGGUCCAGGCGAGCACACCAGAAGAAACCCAUUAUGGGCAAGAUUCCAGCGUCCCGCGAUGGUGGCGCAGCCGGAGGCGAUGGGGGUCAGGAUGAAAUCAAGAGGGCGCGACCGUGCUCGGACUACACGCGUAGCCCGUCGUACAAACAUCUGCCUGGCGCAGAUGAGCCGCCAGAGAAGUGGGAUGUUGACCAGUGGAGGAGGGGCAAGCGGGCUCGCAGAGACACUCGUCUUACGCACUGCAAGCAGGCGCGAAGCAGUCUGGAAGAGCAGUAUGCUAACCCCUUCGGGGCUACGUUCGGCUCCCUGUUUGUGGAAGAGCGGACGCCCAGCCUUCCGUCGAUGCCGGCGCUCCCAAGCACGUCCGCUGCGUUCGAUCUAUUCCCAGAGCGGACCCGCAGGAAGCCGCGCCGCACCUCGCACGCGUCUCGACUCAACGCGCCGUUUUCCCAUGACGAUGACUUGAUGACGGCCGGGGAGCUCGAACAGAUGCGCUCACACGCGUUCGGCGAGUUACAGCGCAGUGUCGCCGAGAAUGGCGAGGGCCUCGUCGACCGGAUGCGCGAGUGGGAGAACUCGCGCCACCGGAAUGACAGAGAGAUGCGACGCAGGCAGCGGCGCCGGUCUGUGCAAUACGGCUCCUUGGCGGCGGGACGCGCGACUCGGGCAUCAGAGGCGGCGGCGGCGGCGGCUGAGAACCACGAUGACGACGACGUCGAGAUCGUCUCAGGUGACACGGGAUCGGCGCCCUUCCAUAUCCGGCCUCUCUCUCACAAGAAGCGCGCCCUGUCCCUGGACGUCGACAUGCCCGCCAUCCACCCUGCACUCACCAGCGACCGCUCCUCCUCCCCUCUCUCUGCCUCUGCUGCCCCGUCCACCUGCGCAUCUGACGACGAGGGGCACACGGCAACCCUCUUCACGCCCGCCCUCACGCAUGCCUACUCAAACUCCACAAACUCCUCCCUCAUAUCGCUUCCCCUCCCCAUCCACCUGCAGCCCCAUGACAUGUCACCAUCUUCCUCACCACCCUUCGUCUUCCCGAACGGCGCUCAGUUAGUCUCCACAGCCGCGCACGUUCCCUCUCCGGCGUCGCGCUCGGAGAAGGCCGUGGCAGCACUCACUCUGGCCAUGGCGAACGGCGCAUGUGGGCUGAACGACUACUCGGCUCUCCACUUCGCUGAAGGCGCUACCACCACCACCGUCACUAGUCCGCCGAUAGACGAGUGCCAAGUCGGCGAACUUUGGCACUGACACCUUCCGAAUCCACACCGCGCUACGCAACGGAAACCAAAAUAUGACUCUUGCAUUUCACGCAUAUCCCCGCACUCCCAUACUCGCAUCUUGCAUGACUCCAUCACGACAGCUGUCCCGACCUCACUGUUGCAUCAUCUCCCAUCCAAAUCAAACCGUUAACAAAUGUGCUAUAUCCAAGAACCUCCUCCUC
Postia placenta MAD-698-R-SB12 is the source of this 5722-nucleotide messenger RNA. RefSeq lists its product as hypothetical. The record is from RefSeq and is a predicted model, not a curated record. Lineage: Eukaryota; Fungi; Basidiomycota; Agaricomycetes; Polyporales; Adustoporiaceae. The transcript is spliced from 19 exons. The coding region runs from base 1 to 5529 and encodes 1842 amino acids.